AUGUCUGAUUUCCCACCUAAUUUAUCUAUAAGACCUUUAACUAUUGAGGAUCUUGAUCAAUGUGUUAGCUUAGAAAAUCGAGGUUUUCCAGAAUCUGAAAGAGGUUCGCCUGACAAAUUUAAAUAUAGAUUAACUUCAUGUCCCGAAUUAUGUUCAGGUUUGUUCAUUAGAGAAUAUAUCCCUAAGUAUAAUGCUAUCAAUUUACCUGAAGUUGCAAACCAAAAGGGAAAGGAAAUUGCUCCAGAAGAGACUGAAGAGGAAAAUCUCGACGAAUUACCAUACGAAUCGGCCGUGGUCAAGGAAACUUUAAUUGGACAUAUAAUUGCUACUAAGACAUAUUCUUCUAGCAUAACCAAGUCAUCUAUGGAAGUAUCGUCAGCUGAGGACCCAACAGCAGGCCAUUUUGAGCAUUCGAGAUUCAUUGGUAUCCACGCGUUGGUCAUAGAUCCAGAAUGGCAAGGCAAGAACUUAGGAACGCUAUUGAUGCAUGACUACAUCCAAAAAUUGUCUAACCAAGACUUGGGUGAUAAGGUUAUCAUCAUUGCCCAUAAGGAAUUGGUUCCAUUCUACGAGAAAAUAGGUUUCCACAAUUUGGGUGAAAGUGAAUGCAAAUUUGCUAAUACCAAAUGGUAUGACCUCGCUAUUGAUUUAGUUCCUGAACAGGAUGAUUAA
Molecule: messenger RNA, 672 nt
Organism: Debaryomyces hansenii CBS767
Lineage: Eukaryota; Fungi; Ascomycota; Pichiomycetes; Serinales; Debaryomycetaceae
Product: polyamine acetyltransferase
Exons: 1
Coding region: 1-672 (223 amino acids)
Cellular component (GO): cytoplasm
Molecular function (GO): aralkylamine N-acetyltransferase activity
Source: RefSeq, a predicted model, not a curated record